Messenger RNA from Brassica napus (rape), 1994 nucleotides. Its product is annotated as probable xyloglucan galactosyltransferase GT13. Gene Ontology annotation, molecular function: glycosyltransferase activity. Bases 101 to 1525 code for a protein of 474 amino acids. The record is from RefSeq and is a predicted model, not a curated record. The transcript has a single exon. Lineage: Eukaryota; Viridiplantae; Streptophyta; Magnoliopsida; Brassicales; Brassicaceae.
CAAGUGGAAGAACAUUCUUUUUAUUUUUCUCUACAACAACUCAACGUUUGUAUCUUAUUUCACGAAAUAGACUUUUGUUUCUCCAUCAUCAAGUAAGAUAAUGAAGAAAUUCAAUUCAAGAAAGAGAAAGGUUGUGAGGAAACAAUCUCCAAAUCUUUUGAUAUACAUCUUACCAACACUUGUGUUCUGUGUAAUCUUUGUCCCUCACAUCAAUCAAACCGUAACCUAUCUCUUUCCUUCCGACCAAGAAACCCUAAAUCUCACUCUAAAGAUUAAACAAGGAGAAACAGAUACUUGCACUGGAAGAUAUGUCUAUAUCCACAAUCUCCCCAGUAGAUUCAAUGAUGAUCUGAUCGAGAGUUGUGAAUCAUAUGCCGGGUUACGCAAUAAGUGUAAGUACCUGGUUAACUCUGGCUUCGGUCCACCGAUCUUGGAGGAUGAUCAUAACCACACAACUAGAGUAUUAACCACCGAGACUGGUUCUUGGCACUCAACCAAUCAGUUCAUGCUUGAGGUUAUCUUCAGAGAGAAGAUGAGACACUAUGAGUGUUUGACCAACGAUUCCUCCCUUUCUUCUGCGGUCUUCGUCCCGUUCUACGCUGGAUUCGACGUGAGACGCUUUUGGGUAUACAACGUGAAGCUUAGAGAUGAACUCGGUGAAGAUCUAGCUCAAUGGCUUAGGGAGAGACCUGAGUGGAAGAAAAUGUAUGGACAAGAUCACUUCUUUGUCACGGGACGGGUUGGUCGGGAUUUCAGAAGGGUGUCUGAUCUAGAUUCAGACUGGGGGAACAAUCUGAUGCGCUUGCCUGAAUUUGAGAACAUGACUAUGUUAUCUAUCGAGACAAAUUCUUGUAGCAACGAGUUUGCGGUUCCUUAUCCAACUUACUUCCAUCCAAAGACCAGAACCGAGGUUGAGACAUGGCAAAUGCAAGUGCGAACGGUUCAGAGACGAUACUUGUUCUCAUUCGUUGGAGCUCCAAGGCCGGAGAUGGACGAAUCUAUAAGAGGAGAGGUUAUAAAACAGUGCCUUGCAUCACAAGAAAGAUGCAUGUUUCUUAACUGUGACACACCAAGUAAAGAUUGUGGUAACCCGGUUAAGGUAGUGGAAGUGUUUCAAGAUUCAAUUUUCUGUUUACAACCAUCAGGAGAUACACCUACAAGGAGAUCAACGUUUGAUUCGGUUUUAGCCGGUUGUAUACCGGUUUUCUUUAGCCUCGAUUCGGUUCAGUACAAGUGGCAUUUCCCGGUUGAUCAUACCAAAUAUUCGGUUUACAUUUCGGAAGAAGAUGUGAGAGAUGGUAAGGUUAGUAUUGAGAAGAUAUUGAGUAUGAUUAGUGAAGAAGAGAUUUUGAGUAUGAGGAAUGAGGUUGAGAAGAUCAUACCGAAGAUUAUCUAUGCUAAACCGGGGGCUCUUGGACCGGAGAAGAUUGAAGAUGCGUUUGAAAUUGCGGUGAGUAGGGUUCUUGAGAGAGUGUCAUCAUUAUUCAAGAAUCAAGAUAAUGACCAAAAUCUAGCAAUGACAUAAAUGGUUCAUAAUAUAUAUUUUUUAAAUGCCUUUUGCUACUAAAAUAAAAAUCUUCAUUCAAAAGAAUAAUAUAAUUUCCUUACAAUUAAUAUACAUAAAUGGUUCACAAGAGUGAUAAAAUCUCUCUUUCUUCUUUUUCAAAAUUUUCUUAUUUAUUACAUAUAAUAAUAAUUAUAUUGUUAUUUUUUAAUAGAGAUCUUUAUUUUUUAAAAAAAUAUAGAGAUAUACAUUAGAAAUGAUCUAAAUCGAAUUGUAAAUUUGCUCUAAAUGGAAUUCUAAAUUAAGAUAGAUAGUUGCAACAUGACUCUUUCCACUUCCUGAGUUGCAUGAUUGAGAUUUCCAAAUUUGAUUAGACAAUAAGAACACGAUAACCGCUCGAAAUCGAAAUAACCGGUAGGAAAAGUAUUGGUUUGGCACAAACAACUUUUGGUUAAAAGAAGAAUCAUGCUUUUCAGUUAAAUCGUGGAUC